Messenger RNA from Rhinolophus ferrumequinum (greater horseshoe bat), 1333 nucleotides. RefSeq names its product peptide deformylase, mitochondrial (gene PDF). Lineage: Eukaryota; Metazoa; Chordata; Mammalia; Chiroptera; Rhinolophidae. Gene Ontology annotation, molecular function: peptide deformylase activity. Gene Ontology annotation, biological process: N-terminal protein amino acid modification; peptidyl-methionine modification. The record is from RefSeq and is a predicted model, not a curated record. Gene Ontology annotation, cellular component: mitochondrion.
AUAAAGCUGAUUGACGUCACCGAGAGGCUGACAGCGUAUUGUGGGCAAGCUGCUCCCGGAAGGGGCCCGGGAACUACGCUUCCCGGCGUCCCUGGCGGCGGAGGCGCUCGGCUACGGGAGCUGGGGAGGGACACGUUCGAACUGACUGCUCUAUUCUGGCGCACCAUGAGGGGGCUGAAGGCCUGGCGGCUGCUAGCAACGCUGCCCGCCCGGGCGCAUCGUUUCGAAGGGCCGGCCCUGAUGUGGGGAAAGGGGGCGGCGGGCGGCGGCACCCGGGCCUGCAGCUCCACGUUGGCCCAGGAUGGCCUCGAGGGCCCGGCGCGCCGGCGCUCCUACUGGCGCUAUGUGCGGCGACUGGUGCAGGGAGCGCCGGAGCCGCCGUACCUGCAUGUGUGCCAGGUCGGGGACCCGGCGCUACGCGCCGUGGCGGCCCCUGUAGAACCAGCGCAGCUGGCGGGGCCCGAGCUGCACAGGCUGGUGCAGCGGCUGGUGCAAGUGAUGCGGAGCCGGCGCUGUGUCGGCCUGAGCGCGCCGCAGCUCGGGGUGCCUCUGCAGGUGCUGGCCCUGGAGUUCCCCGAGGCGCUUUUCCAUGCCUGCGCGCCCCGCCUGAGGGAGUCCCGCCAGAUGGAGCCCUUCCCCCUGCGCGUGUUCGUGAACCCCAGCCUGCGGGUGCUGGACAGCCGCCUGGUUACCUUCCCCGAGGGCUGCGAGAGCGUUGCGGGCUUCCUGGCCUGCGUGCCCCGCUUCCAGGCGGUGCAGAUCUCAGGGCUGGACCCCAGAGGAGAGCAGGUGGUGUGGCAAGCGAGUGGGUGGACAGCACGCAUAAUCCAGCACGAGAUGGACCACUUGCAGGGCUGCCUGUUCAUCGACAAAAUGGACAGCAAGACAUUUACAAACAUCCACUGGAUGGAGGUGAAUGACUAACGCUAUCCUGCUGCAUCGGGGGACUCUGAAAACCAGGUCACAAAACCUUUGGCUUUGAGCUGGGCAUGUCUUGCCUGGCAUUGCCUUGAUAUUGGCUCGGCCCUGACAGAAAAUCACUGUUUUCUGACAAAGCAUGCCAAACUGGGUUGGAGGAAGAUGUUAAAAAUGAUUGCCCCGAAACGAGCUAUGAAAUACUUCCUUCAACUUAGGAAGAAAAAACUCCCGUAAAGGACUGGACAUUUCCUGGCAAUUUUGUAUGGAGACGAGUGGGGCGAUACCACUCUCAGUAAACAUGACUUCCUAAGACCUGUGUAACCUAUUCCCAACGCCAAGAUUUGCUAAUGAUGGAGUCCCAAAAUAUCUGAGGGCUGUGUUUAAAAAUGCAGGUGAAGGCUGUGGUUGACCUUUA